AUGUGGAUGAAGGAAAAUUGGGACGAAGAGGUGGACGAAGAUUUGGAGGAAGAUUUGGACGAAGAUUCGGAGGAUGAUUUGGACGAAGAUUUGGGGGAAUAUUUGGACGGAGAUUUAGAGGAAGAUUUGGUGGAAGAUUUGGAUGAAGUUUCGGAGGAAGAUUUCGAUGAAGAUUUGGAUGAAAAUUUGGAUGAGGAAAAUUUGGAGAAAGAUUUGGAGGAAGAUUCGGAGGAAGAUUUGGAGGAAGUUUUGGAGGAAGAUUUGGUGGAAAAUUUGGAGGAAGAUUUUGCGGAUGAUUUGAAGGAAAAUUUGAAGGAAGAUUUGAAGGAAGAUUUGAAGGAAGAUUUGGAGGAAGAUUUGAAGAAAGAUUUGGACGAAGAUUUGGAGGAAGAUUUGGACGAAGAUUUAGAGGAAGAUAGAUAG
Ochlerotatus camptorhynchus is the source of this 423-nucleotide messenger RNA. RefSeq names its product ring-infected erythrocyte surface antigen-like. The coding region runs from base 1 to 423 and encodes 140 amino acids. The transcript has 3 exons. NCBI's taxonomy places the organism in Eukaryota, Metazoa, Arthropoda, Insecta, Diptera, Culicidae. The record is from RefSeq and is a predicted model, not a curated record.